Zeugodacus cucurbitae (melon fly) is the source of this 742-nucleotide messenger RNA. RefSeq names its product 60S ribosomal protein L9 (gene RpL9). The record is from RefSeq and is a predicted model, not a curated record. Lineage: Eukaryota; Metazoa; Arthropoda; Insecta; Diptera; Tephritidae. Gene Ontology annotation, cellular component: ribosome; cytosolic large ribosomal subunit. The coding region runs from base 134 to 706 and encodes 190 amino acids. The transcript has 3 exons. Gene Ontology annotation, molecular function: rRNA binding; structural constituent of ribosome. Gene Ontology annotation, biological process: cytoplasmic translation.
CACGAUAAAUAUUGAGCAUUAGCGUGCGCCAUUAAUAUAUAACAAUCGACUAUUAGGGUUUCGAUACUUUGCACAUAUCGCUAGCUAUAUCUUUCUUUUCCCAAUAGGCUUCCGGUAAUCCGUGAAAGUUAAAAUGAGGACAAUCAACUCCAGCCAGUGUGUCAAAAUACCCAAGGGCAUAAAAGCUUCAGUUAAAGCGCGCGUAGUAAAAAUAACAGGAGCGCGAGGAUGUUUAGUCAGAAGCUUUAAACAUCUGGCGUUGGACAUGUAUAUGGUUGACAAACGUACAUUGAAAGUAGAAAAAUGGUUUGGAGCAAAAAAGGAAUUGGCGUCUGUUCGUACUGUUUGCAGUCAUAUUGAAAAUAUGAUUAAAGGAGUGACAUAUGGAUUUCAAUAUAAAAUGCGUGCUGUCUAUGCUCAUUUUCCAAUUAACUGUGUAACUUCUGAAAACAAUACUGUAAUUGAGAUUCGCAAUUUCCUUGGCGAAAAAUAUAUUCGACGUGUUCAGAUGGCUCCUGGUGUGACAGUAGUAAAUUCCACUGCACAGAAGGAUGAACUAAUUGUGGAAGGUAAUGAUAUAGAAGCUGUUUCUGGUUCAGCAGCUUUGAUUCAGCAGUCAACUACAGUUAAAAACAAGGACAUCCGUAAAUUUUUAGAUGGCCUUUAUGUAUCUGAAAAAACAACUGUUGUUAAAAAAGAAGAUUAAUUGAUCACAAAAUAAAGGUCGUGUGCUAAUUAUAAA